Messenger RNA from Danio aesculapii, 2768 nucleotides. RefSeq names its product kelch-like family member 43 (gene klhl43). The record is from RefSeq and is a predicted model, not a curated record. The coding region runs from base 303 to 2300 and encodes 665 amino acids. Gene Ontology annotation, molecular function: protein binding. The transcript is spliced from 7 exons. Gene Ontology annotation, cellular component: cytoplasm; nucleus. Lineage: Eukaryota; Metazoa; Chordata; Actinopteri; Cypriniformes; Danionidae.
ACUUCUGCUGCCAACAGAGCUCUGACAGACAGACAGACAGGGAGACACACGGACAGGUUACAAGUGAAGGAAAACAGAGCGGAUCCAAGAACUUCAGAGAAAGCGAAUGAGAUAUUCAGAAAGGACAAAUAAGGAGAGCUGAAAAGGCCAUCUUUACACCGAAGUGGACCAGUCGACCUCCUGUGCUUUGUCAGAUUGCAAGUGUAGUACGUCUGUCUGUCCAUCUGAUAUCUCGGUCAAUCAGUACUCUGGUGAAUACAGCAAAAGAGCUUGAAAGUGAGUCUGUUAGGCUAAACAUCACGAUGGCUCCCAAAAAGAAGUCUGCACGCCCUAAGAAGUCUAUUCCUGAGGUGACAACAGUUGAGGGUGGAGUGCUUGUCCGGGAGCCCAAUGUAAAAAAGCUGGAGCUCCCUCUGAAUGUGGAGCAGCUGAACCGUCUGAACGGGGUGCCGCUACCCCCACCGGUGAUCCGGCCUGGGGAGAAGGGUUUCGGGCUGGGCAGCGAACUCACCAGGCCUCUGCAUGGAUCUGCUCUGCUGGAGGAGCUGAGCCGCAUGAGACAGGAGCGCUUCCUCACUGACAUGGAGCUGGCCUGUAAAACCAAAGCAUUUGAUGUUCACAAACUUGUCAUUUCCUCAGUCAGUCAGUAUCUCCGAGAAGUCCUGGCCAAAGACCCGGGACUCAAACGACUGGAACUUCCGACCCUCUCGCCUCUUGGACUUGCCAACGUGAUUACCUUUGCGUACCUGGGCCGUGUGCACAUGUCGCUGUACACCAUUGGUUGCACUGUGUCUGCAGCAAGCACUCUGCAGAUCCCGCAUCUUCUUCAGAUGUGCAUGGACUUCCUGAUGGCCGAGCUGAACACACACACCUGUGUGUACGUGUGGAACAUCGGUGCUGCGUACGGCCUGAUGCCUGUCCGAGAUGCCGCCCGGCGUUACAUCUUAGAGAAUUUUGCCCAGUUUUCUGAAACAACCCAAUUCAACCAACUUACCUUUGAGCAGAUCACAGCUUUCCUGCAGGACGACAACCUUAUUCUUCCCUCAGAGGUCUCCACCUUUCAGAUUGCAAUGAAGUGGUUAGACUUUGACCCUAAGAGGCAGGAGCACGCUGCAGAACUGCUGUCCCACGUGCGAUUUGAGACCAUCCCCGCUAGUGAGCUGGUUAGCGAGAUCCAGCCAGUGCCACGUAUGAUGCUAGAUCCCCAGUGUCACCGUCUUCUGGUGGAUGCCAUGAACUACCAUUUGCUGCCGUACCAGCAGAACACACUGCAGUCACGCCGCACCAAAGUCCGCGGGAGCCAGAACGCUCUUCUAACCAUUGGAGGACGCCCUUCACUCACUGAGCGUGCCCUAAGUCGAGAGGUUCUGUGGAGAGAUCCUCGAGAAGGAACGGCUACAUGGCGCCAUCUUACUCAACUUCCAGCAAAGAGCUUCAACCAGUGUGUGGCCGUGAUGGACGGAUUCCUGUAUGUAGCAGGAGGAGAAGAUCAAAACGAUGCUCGAAACCAGGCUAAACAUGCUGUUGGUACCCUUAGCAGAUACGACCCUCGCUUCAACACAUGGCUGCAUCUGACCAGCAUGCGCCAACGACGUACCCAUUUCAGCUUGGUGGCCACAAAUGGGCGUCUAUACGCCAUUGGCGGCCGCAACACCGACGGCCUCCUAGCCACCAUAGAAAGCUACCAGCCUUCAACCAACACAUGGCAGCUCCGCACCCCAAUGGACAUGCCCAGGUGCUGCCAUUCCAGCGCGGUCCUCCCAUCAGGAGAUAUAUUAGUGACCGGCGGCUACGUCAACUGCGCCUACUCUCGCUCUGUCAUCCAAUACAGCAUUGAUAGAGAUGCAUGGAGCGAGAAAGGAGAGCUGGAAACACCACGCGGAUGGCAUUGCUCUGCAUUACUCGCAGGAAAAGUGUAUGUUGUUGGUGGAAGCCAAUUGGGAGCGGGUGGAGUCCGUAUUGAUGUGAUGACCAUGGAGGUUUUUUCUCCGGAGAGCCAGGAGUGGAGUAGAGCUGCUAAUCUGCCAAUGGGAGUGAGCACGGCUGGAAUGUCCCCAAUUGGGAGUCAUCUGUAUAUAUUAGGUGGAUGGAAUGAAGCAGAAAAGCGUUAUAAGUCAGCGGUGCAGAGGUAUGAUCCUGGCACCGACAGCUGGGCAGCAGUGGAGGAUCUGCCUGAACCCAUUGUUGGAGUGUCCUGCUGCGCUCUGGGUUUGCCUCCAAGACACACGUCCCGCAGACACCGAAACACCCCGUCCCAUGAAGACCACAGCAGUCUGGCUCUGCAGAACAACACAGCAUGAGAAGAUAUAAAAAUAUACAGAAGACAAAAAGAAGAAGAGAAACUGUGUAAAAUAUCUGUUAAAUAACAGUGUUUUCUGUUUAUUAAUGGUUGUGACUUGCAUUAUGGGAUGUAAAAAUUAAACUCUACAGUUUAACAAAAUGACUUUUAAUGACAUUUCAGUCCUUUGAAAUAAUAUUACGAGUAAGAAAUAACAUAUAUAGAGAAUUAAGUCUUUAAAAUAACAGAAAACAUACUGGGGGGUUAUUACAAGGUGUUUGUAGCGUAAUAUACAACACCAACUCAGAUGAUAUAUCACUUUAAACUAUUAAAAACGUUAUUAAAAGUCAUUUUUUCGAACUUCUGAAGGUUAAAGCUUGUUGGAAGAACGAUUAAAGUCCCAUAAUGCAAUUCAAAAGCAUAAAUAAAUGGGGGGAAAUAAAAGUAUGAAUCACAGAAUAAAGAAAACUGCUCAUUUAUGGAUAUUUUA